GUGCUUGUAAUGUGUGUGUCUUACUGCAUACGUACAUGGUUAAUGUAAAGUACAAUGCAGAUCACAGAAGUCAGUACCGUUUAGUUACGUUUAUUACAUAUAACUACACACAACUGAACACAUAUAAUAACAAAUACACAUAAAUGCAAACAAAUAUAUAUAUGUAUAUGUAUAGAACACUAAAGCCAAACCUCUGACUGGAAUGUGUGAGUUUGUGAGUGGGGCCGGUUAGUGCAGCGUGUGGGUGGAGCUUGUGGGUGGAGCACAUGGCAGAUCACUACACUGUGAGAGUUCCUGGGCACUUUUGCUGUUGUUUUCAUUUUUAUGUCACACUGGAUCUACAGUAACAGUCAGCGUUUACAGUCAGAGUGAUCUUCUGAAGAAGACAAAAGCUCAAAACAGCAGCAUAGAAAAGGUGACAAACAGAAUUUAGGUGAAACAUUCUCUAAAGUCUUUUGAGCAGAAAAAUGGCAGAAAUAGUGUCCGCCAUCAUCACUGGGGUGUCACUGUUGGGAACCACUAUUGAACAGAUAUCCAGAAAUGUGGAAACAGAGAGAAACGUUGCCAUUCAAAUCAGCAACUACAGCAAAAAAUAUAUCUUAAAGAAUCCAAGGGUCUUCACCACCUCUGGCUACACCCACAGCCCCCCACAGCCUAUAGUCAGGAAAGAAACAAGGGAAUCUUCUUCUUUUACCAAAACACCUCACACAGCCUGUGGCUCCGCAGGAGUCCUGACAUACGACGUCUGUGUGGACAACAAGAGCAAGGCCGUCAAACGCCUGGCCAUCAUGUUCUCUGUUCCUUACGACUACAAUCAGUACGAGAACCGGUUUGCUCUGGGCCUUUUCAACGCCAGCCAAACCUGUGAUGAGUCUCUGUUCAACAUGAUGUACAACGGCAAUGGUCCUUUCAUCAGAGAUAAGUGUUCAAGCAGUGAGCAAAAGUAUUCAGAGAAAAAUUUUAUUCUGAAGGGAACGAUGUCUCCCAGAGCCCAAGCCAUCCUUAAGAUGGAAUUUUUGGAUAAUGAUUCAUGCAGACAUUCCCAUUAAAACAAGCAGUUUGUUUAAUCAAUUCCCUGAAAUCUGUGUAUGUACAUAUUAAAAACGUAUAAUGUGUCUGUGCACAUACACUAUAUGGACAAAAGUAUUGGGACACCUACACUUUAUACCCACAUGAGCUUUUAUGACAUCCCAUUCUAAAUCCAUAGACAUUAAUAUGCAGUUGGUCCCCCUUUUUCCACUGUUCUGAAAGCUUUCUACAAGAUCUUGGAGUAUGUCUCGGAUCUUGGAAUUUGUGCCCAUUCAUCCUGAAGAACAUGUGAGGUCAAACACUGAUGUUGGACGAGAGGGCCUGGCUUGCAAUCUCCGUUCUUGUUCAUCCCAAAGGUGUUUGAUGGGGUU
Molecule: messenger RNA, 1400 nt
Organism: Colossoma macropomum (tambaqui)
Lineage: Eukaryota; Metazoa; Chordata; Actinopteri; Characiformes; Serrasalmidae
Product: bryoporin-like
Exons: 4
Coding region: 468-1049 (193 amino acids)
Biological process (GO): pore complex assembly; monoatomic cation transport; cytolysis in another organism
Cellular component (GO): pore complex
Molecular function (GO): channel activity
Source: RefSeq, a predicted model, not a curated record